Molecule: messenger RNA, 388 nt
Organism: Anneissia japonica
Lineage: Eukaryota; Metazoa; Echinodermata; Crinoidea; Comatulida; Comatulidae
Product: adhesion G protein-coupled receptor L4-like
Exons: 3
Biological process (GO): G protein-coupled receptor signaling pathway
Cellular component (GO): membrane
Molecular function (GO): G protein-coupled receptor activity
Source: RefSeq, a predicted model, not a curated record
UUUGUGGUCGUUUGAAGGGUGCGAAACUAAUUGGAAUACUCGUGAUGGCGUUGUACAUUGUACCUGUAACCAUUUAACAAGUUUUGGAGCACUGAUGCAUAAGCCUACUUUCGAUAAAGUGCCUAACGAGAAGCAUGGAUCUAAAAAAUCAUCGAAGUCUAUUUCAGACCAUGAGAACUAUUCGAGCUUUCAUGAGAAGCUGUUAUCGAAGUUAACCCUCAUCGGUUUCGGGCUGUCUACCACCGCUCUUACUCUGACUGCUAUCACAUAUGCAUUUUUCAGAGAGCUCUGGAAGUCUCUUCGAAACGCUAUUCAUAAAAACCUGGUCGGAAAUUUGCUAAUAUUUUAUAUUGUCUUCAUCGGUGGAAUCCAACAUGCAAAAGGAACG